Messenger RNA from Lactuca virosa, 624 nucleotides. The record is from the annotation of a GenBank genome assembly. NCBI's taxonomy places the organism in Eukaryota, Viridiplantae, Streptophyta, Magnoliopsida, Asterales, Asteraceae.
AUGCUCCUUCUUCCAUUGAUACUUGUCCAGUUUUUGUUUCAGUUCUGUUUUCUUCCUCUGAACUUCAACUACACGCCGCUUCCUAUCUUCAAACUCCAUCGGAUUCGAUUUAGGAAGCAAAAAUCAAUGCAUCGAGACCCUUCAACGUUUUCAUCGCAGAUGGAUAUGAAUCCUCCGUUUCCAGAGCAUGAGCAUCUCAAUUGCCCUCGAUGCAAUUCCAGCAACACCAAAUUCUGUUAUUACAACAACUACAAUCUCUCACAGCCUCGUCACUUCUGUAAAAACUGCCGACGGUACUGGACCAAAGGCGGCACUCUGCGUAACAUCCCGAUCGGUGGCGGCAUCCGCAAAGCCACCAAACGCUCUUCAAAUCCAAACAAACGCACAUCGCCGACGACGCAACAACCACCUCUACCACCAACACCUGCCGCUGCACCUCCACUUCCACAGAAACAGCAAUCAUGUGUUGUUUAUGGAUAUGAUGAUUUUGGAAGCAACUUUUUGGUCAGAUUGAAUGGUAGCAAUAAUCCGAACGCAGUGAGAGAAGAAUCGAGCUGUUGGAGUCGGGGAGAGAAUGGCUGGCCUGAUCUUUCUAUUUUCACACCAGGUUCAAGCUUCCAUUAA